Messenger RNA from Plasmodium vivax (malaria parasite P. vivax), 1092 nucleotides. RefSeq lists its product as hypothetical. Lineage: Eukaryota; Apicomplexa; Aconoidasida; Haemosporida; Plasmodiidae. The record is from RefSeq and is a predicted model, not a curated record. The coding region runs from base 1 to 1092 and encodes 363 amino acids. The transcript has a single exon.
AUGGCCUGUUUGAACGAAUUCGACGCGAACCACCUUGCCGCGGAGACCAAGGGGGAGGAGGAGGAGUACUACGUGGAAAAUAUGGCCACGAAGAGGAAACUAAAGAAUUGCUGCAAACGGUGGAGCGACGACAAGAACGGCAGGGAGUUCUUCGUCAGCCACAAGAACGAAAUUGAUGAGAAUUCUUUUUUUAAAAUUUUAAAAAAAACGUGGAACUUACUUUUUUUUAAUGAAGAAAAAAAAGGGAAAUUACUUCACGGUGAAGGAGACCAAAAUAUGUACACUUUGCCAAAUUUUUUAAUUAUAGACCCUCUCUCGAGCGGUGUGGUCAGCCCGUUUGAGAGUGACCAGGUUGGGAUGUCGCUCGAUGAGGGGGAGGACCUCCGGCCUGAGCAUGUGCAGGUGGAUGAUGGGGAGGACCCUGCGGGGGGCUGCCCGGCGGUUGAAAACAGUGCGGACUGCUUAGCGGCUGCGAACAGGGGGGAAUGCCUACCGGUUGAAAACAGCGCGGACUGCUUAGCGGCUGAGAACAGUGCGGACUGCCUACCGGCUGCAAACAGGGGAGACACCUGGGAUGACGGCCUGGAGGAGGACGAACACUGGGCCGCCGCAGCCCUGCGUGCCUCCCCCCUGAGCGAGGAAAACUCCCCCGUGGAGGACCUCUCCCCGGACAAAGAGAGCCGCAAAAAAAUGAGAACCUGCAAGAAGAGCGGCAUUAACAAAAAGUACAUUGACAUUUACCACAAGCAUGAGGACUCGUAUAGUUUCCACGACAAAGAAAUAGACGAUUUUUUGAUCCUUUCGGAGGCAGCAGCGGGGGUGAGCGGCGCAGAAGAGGGGGACGAGCAGAAUGGAGGAGACCUACCCAUCGGACUGACAAGUGAAGAGCCAAGUGAAGAAGCGCGUGACCUACCAAGUGAAGAAGCGAGUGACCUACCAAGUGACAACCGGGUGAGCGGUGGCCAAGGAUCGCUAAUACCCACGACAGAUGAAACGCCAAGUUGCCCCAACCAGGAUGUGGAGAACCCCUCGGCAGCAUCCCAGACGGAGGCCGACCCCCCGCAGCCUGGAGGGGGAAAUGGAGACACCUAA